Messenger RNA from Meleagris gallopavo (turkey), 1673 nucleotides. NCBI's taxonomy places the organism in Eukaryota, Metazoa, Chordata, Aves, Galliformes, Phasianidae. The record is from RefSeq and is a predicted model, not a curated record.
AUUACAGUUGUCCUACCUUGGCAGAUUUGUGGAACAGACUGUAUGUAGAAUUGACAUGGAAUCUGUGCUUAACAAGUGCAGUCUGGGGAGCUGUUUGUAGUCCCCUGACUCUGUGCUUUUGGUUUCAGAGCUCUGAGAAGUUCGUGCCUUCUUGCACAACUGGCUUUCCAUCUUCUUCUUAACGAGGAAGCAGACUGGAUUGAAUCAAGCUGAAGUCUGUGCUGCUUCUGCAGUCACUGCUUGCUGCGUUCUGGUGGUACGGAGGCUGUUCUGGUCAGCCUCUGCCAAUGCAGGCAGAUUCUGCUGGGGCACGCUGAGUUAUUGCAAGUAAACACCGGGAAGAUGCUCUGUGCUGCAUUGCAGGGCAUGGAACUGCUGCCUUCCACCACGCCCCUCUCUCCUCCCAUCCAUUUCGGUGGCAUGCUAGUCUGUUCUAACAAAUCCAGUCCCCGCUGUCUCUCCUGAAUACCAAGUCAGUGCAGAUAGCGUUGCUGCCUCCCCCAGCAGCUCCUGGUUUUCCAGAAGUGGAUGAAGAAUGGCUGUGGAAUUCUCCGUGCCUGGAUGGAGGCUGUGGAGCUCAUCCUGACACCCAGUGAUCGCCGUGCGUGAUGGCAGGAGUCAGUUCCUGUCCCUCAUUGCAUGUGUCUGAGUGAAUCGUCACACAGUGCUUUGAAGUCAAUUCUUGUCCAGCACAGAACAGUGCUCUUGCCUCUUGAAGUUGUACUUAGGAAUGGUGGAAUAUCAGAAAUAUAAAAUUGUACUGUUAAAGUUGCUUUAGUAUAGUUCAAAGGAACUAUAAACCCAAGUAAUACUUGAAUUGCAGGCUUCUGAGCAUCUUGGAUAAAGACUGCAGCAGAAAUGGACACGGAAGGCUUUGGAGAGCUGCUCCAGCAGGCAGAACAGCUUGCAGCUGAGACUGAGGGCAUCUCUGAGCUCCCUCAUAUGGAACGCAACCUGCAGGAGAUCCAGCAGGCUGGGGAGCGCCUGCGUUCCCGCACCCUGACCCGCACCUCCCAGGAGACUGCAGAUGUGAAGGCGUCUGUUCUUCUUGGCUCCAGAGGGCUUGAUAUAUCUCAUAUCUCUCAGCGGUUAGAGAGUCUAAGUGCAGCCACUACAUUUGAGCCUCUUGAACCUGUGAAGGACACUGACAUCCAGGGAUUCCUGAAGAAUGAGAAGGACAAUGCAUUGCUGUCAGCCAUCGAAGAGUCUAGGAAGAGGACUUUUGCCAUGGCAGAAGAGUAUCACCGAGAGUCGAUGCUGGUUGAAUGGGAGCAGGUAAAACAGAGGAUUCUUCAUACUCUGCUUGCAUCUGGAGAUGAUGCUCUCGAUUUCACCCAGGAAAGUGAGCCCAGCUAUGUCGGUGAGUCGGGCCCUCCAGGCCGCAGCUCUCUGGACAGCGUGGAGAUGGCGUAUGCACGUCAGAUUUAUAUUUAUAAUGAGAAGAUAGUGAAUAGACAUCUGCAGCCUAACCUGGUGGACCUUUGUGCUACUGUUGCAGAACUGGAUGAUAAGAACAUCUCUGAGAUGUGGGCCAUGGUGAAACAAAUGACCAGCGUCCGCCUGGUUUCUGCUAGCGACGUCCUGAAUGUCCGGACCAACCUGGAGGUGCGUAUGGAGUUUGUGAGGCAGGCGCUGCGCUACCUCGAACAAAGGUAAGCUGAGUGUUUGGACAG